UCCCGCUCUCUCUCUCUCUUUCACACACACACACACACACACACACACACACUAUCGCUUAACUUAGCCCAGUAGAUAAAGGGAAAGUGUCGAGCACACACAACGCUUCUUCCACUUCUCUCUCUUUCUAGCUAUGUGUUGAUUGUCCCUCUCUCUCUUUCUCUCUGUAUCGACGACUCGCUCUUGUUAGACAUGGCAAGGAAUUGGCUUAUUGACUGUAAAGGAAUUGCAACAAAAGUGAAAAAUGCCAAUCUAUCUCCUGCAUUUCAAAUCAAAGACUCUGGCGCAAAUCGUGAAUGCCCAAAAUGCCAUUACCGCAUUGAUAAUAGUGAUGUGUCCCAUGAAUGGCCUGGAUUUCCUGCUGGUGUGAAGUUUGAUCCAUCUGACGUAGAGAUCUUAGAACAUUUAGCUGCAAAAUGUGGAGUAGGAAAUUCAAAACCGCAUAUGUUUAUUGAUGAAUUCAUCCCAACAGUUGACAAAGAAGGAGGAAUAUGCUAUACCCAUCCAGAAAAUCUUCCAGGUGUGAAAAUAGAUGGAAGUAGUGUCCACUUCUUUCAUAGAACUAUCAAUGCAUAUGCUACCGGUCGACGGAAGCGGCGCAGGAUUCAGAAUCAACAUAUCCGCUGGCACAAGACAGGCAAGACCAAGCCUGUGAUGGAAAAUGGAGUGCAGAAGGGCUGCAAGAAGAUCAUGGUUCUUUAUAAAACUUCAAAGAGAGGUUCCAAGCCUGAUAAGUCUAACUGGGUGAUGCACCAAUAUCAUCUGGGGACUGAUGAAGAUGAAAUAGAAGGACAAUUUGUGGUUUCGAAAAUUUUUUCUCAGCCGCAGAAGCAAAUUGACAAUAGUGUUAAAUCUCAUGUUGUCGAAGAUUUUGAUAUGGGAACAAUUCAAACUAGUCCACGGACUCCGAAGACAAAUACUCCCAAUCCACCUCGGCCAGGAAAAUCUUUUUCAUGUGAUGAUAUGAUAGAUGAUUAUGCACCCCAGUCAUCAGCACAACAGGAAGCAGAGUUUGCCACAGAAACAUCUCAUCCUUCUUCCUCUACGCCUCACUUCAAGGACGAAUUGGAGACUCAGACUUGGUUGGCAGGUGAAUCACAAGCUCUCGAUGGGAAUGGUGUGGAUGACUCAUUGUUAUGCAAUGAGAUUUUCAGUUCCUAUUCUGCUCUUUCAGGACUAAAUCAUGGUCCGUUCAGUGACGUUGCUCGCUUCACUAAUGAUGUUCCUGUGGGAGAUAGAAAUCCAUCUUGUGGAAUUGCUGAUCUUGAGAACCUAGACCUGGGUACCCCGCCUGAUUUCCAGCUUGCAGAUUUGCAGUUUGGCUCUCAAGAAAGCAUUCUUGGUUGGUUAGACCAUUUGUCAAGCAAUGAGUGAUGAAACUAGUUUUCCAAUACUUGGCAAUGAAAUCCCAAUUUUACACCAUCCCUGAGGAAAAAAGAACUUUCAUUGUUUUGAUAAGGUUGUGAUUCAAUGGUGAAAUGCUGUCGAAUUGAGAGACAUCUGAUGCUUUCUGCUAGUUAGUUUUUUCCUAGAAGCUGUGAAGGCAAGUCAGGUCAUGGAGUUAUUUGCUGUGUGCUACCAUAAAUCACCGUUGGGAAGCUGGUUCGGUGAUCAAGCAGAAAUGACACAAAUUUUGGUUUUUGAGUUUCAGAUGCCUAAUCCUUGCGAUUCCUCAACCACCCCCCCCACAAAAAAAAAAAAAAAAAAGAAGAAAAAAGAAAAAGAAAAGAAAAUGUUGAUUGCUACUUAUUCUGUUGUUUAUGAUAUGGAUUAAUACAUGAACAUAUGUGAUUUGGUUUGAACACAAACACUGUCAUUUGUAUUAAAUGGAUCACGUAUUGUUGUUGUCUUCA
This is a messenger RNA of Camellia sinensis, 1853 nucleotides long. RefSeq names its product SUPPRESSOR OF GAMMA RESPONSE 1. Gene Ontology annotation, biological process: regulation of DNA-templated transcription. Gene Ontology annotation, molecular function: transcription cis-regulatory region binding; DNA-binding transcription factor activity. NCBI's taxonomy places the organism in Eukaryota, Viridiplantae, Streptophyta, Magnoliopsida, Ericales, Theaceae. The record is from RefSeq and is a predicted model, not a curated record. Gene Ontology annotation, cellular component: nucleus.